Messenger RNA from Centrocercus urophasianus (Greater sage-grouse), 3745 nucleotides. It is a transcript of the gene CHSY3, whose product is annotated as chondroitin sulfate synthase 3. Gene Ontology annotation, molecular function: glucuronosyl-N-acetylgalactosaminyl-proteoglycan 4-beta-N-acetylgalactosaminyltransferase activity. Bases 1 to 2553 code for a protein of 850 amino acids. Gene Ontology annotation, cellular component: Golgi cisterna membrane. The record is from RefSeq and is a predicted model, not a curated record. Lineage: Eukaryota; Metazoa; Chordata; Aves; Galliformes; Phasianidae. The transcript has 3 exons.
AUGGCAGCACGCUCGCGGAGACCCUGGCUGAGCGUGGUUCUGGGGCUGGUGCUGGGCUUCACUGCCGCCUCCUGGCUCAUCGCUCCCCGGGUGGCCGAGAUGAGCGAGAAGAAGCGGCGCGGCGCCAGCCUCUGUUCCUACUACGGCCGCGCGGCGGGGCCGGGGGCUGCCGGGGGCGCCGGCGCGGCGGUCGAGCAGCCGGCGGCCGCGGCGGUGCUGGGAGGCACGGGCGUGCGGAGCAGCCCAUGGGAACUGCCGGCGGGAGAGGAAGGCACGGUGUUCAGCCCCGCCGCCGGCGGAGAAGCGGAGCAGGAGGAGGAGGAGGAAGGCGGCGAGAAGCGGAGCGGGCGGCCCGGCGGCAGCCGCAACGGGAGCGGUGACUGGGGAGGCGCGGCGGGCUGCGCCAAGCCUCGCAACUUCCUCUACGUUGGGGUAAUGACGGCCCAGAAGUACCUGGGCAGCCGGGCGGUGGCGGCGCAGCGGACGUGGGCGCCCUCGGUGCCGGGCCGCGUGGAGUUCUUCUCCAGCCAGGGCUCGGCCGCGCCCCCAGGGCUGCCCCUGCUGCCUGUCGUCGCCCUGCCCGGCGUGGACGACUCCUACCCGCCGCAGAAGAAGUCUUUCAUGAUGAUCAAGUAUAUGCACGACCACUACCUGGACAAGUACGAGUGGUUCAUGCGGGCGGACGACGACGUCUACAUUAAAGGUGAAAAAUUGGAGGAGUUUCUUCGCUCGCUGAACAGCAGUGAGCCUCUGUAUUUGGGACAGACUGGUCUGGGUAACAUUGAAGAACUUGGGAAGCUGGGACUUGAGCCUGGAGAGAAUUUCUGCAUGGGAGGGCCAGGAAUGAUAUUCAGCCGGGAGGUUCUGAGGAGGAUGGUGCCACACAUAGGUGAAUGCCUUCGUGAGAUGUACACCACUCACGAGGACGUGGAGGUGGGCAGGUGCGUCCGAAGAUUUGGAGGAACGCAGUGUGUUUGGUCCUAUGAGAUGCAGCAAUUGUUCCACGAGAACUAUGAACACAACCGCAUGGGUUAUAUUCAAGACCUUCACAACAGCAAAAUUCACACAGCUAUAACACUUCAUCCAAACAAAAGGCCAGCCUACCAAUAUAGGCUGCACAAUUACAUACUGAGUCGCAAAAUUUCCGAACUGCGCUAUCGAACCAUUCUUCUCCAUAGGGAACGUGCCCUCAUGAGCAAACUUAGUAACAGCAAAGUAACGAAGGAAGAUCAGCAACUGGGAGUGGUACCAUCUUUCAAUAAUUUCCAGCCACAUGAAAGAUCUGAAGUCAUCGAAUGGGAAUUUCUGACAGGAAAAUUUCUUUACUCGAUGGUAGAGGGCCAACCACCCCGGCAGAGUGUGAGCAGUGUUCUGCGGGCUGCACUAGAUGACACUGUGAUGCAAGUCAUGGAAAUGAUAAAUGAGAACUCUAGGUCUAGAGGAAGACUGAUUGAUUUCAAGGAAAUACAAUAUGGAUACCGCAGGGUGGAUCCUAUGCAUGGGGUGGAGUACAUCCUGGAUUUACUGCUCUUGUACAAAAGGCACAAAGGAAGGAAAGUUACAGUUCCAGUGAGACGUCAUGCUUUCCUUCAGCAACUGUUCAGCAAACCUUUCUUCAGAGAAGCAGAAGAACUAGAUGUAAGAAGCCUGCUGGAGGACACCAAUGCUGACACACAAUCUUUCUCUUUUCUUUCAAAUUCUUUAAAGAUUUUUUCUUCAUCAUUCCAAGGCACCAAAGACAUUGUGGGACACAGUGACAAGAAAAUACAUAUUCUUGUCCCUCUUAUAGGAAGAUUUGACAUUUUCUCAAGAUUUAUGGAAAACUUUGAGAAGACUUGUCUGAUUCCCAGACAGAAUGUAAAGUUGGCAAUAAUUCUCUUCAGUUCUGAGUUAGGACAGGAUUCCAGUAAACACAUAGAGCUGUUUAAAGAAUAUAGCAUGAAGUAUCCUAAAGCAGAUAUGACCCUGGUUCCUAUGGCAGGAAAGUUUUCCAGAGGUUUAGGUCUUGAAAUGGCUUCAUCCCAGUUUGACAAUGGCACUUUGCUGUUGUUCUGUGACGUUGAUCUGAUAUUCACACCAGACUUCCUACAGAGAUGCAGAGAAAACACUAUUCAGGGAGAACAGGUUUACUACCCUAUCAUCUUCAGCCAGUAUGAUCCAAAAGUAAUAUAUGGAGGCAACCCUCCAGCUGACAGUAGUUUUAUUUUCACAAAAAGAACUGGAUUUUGGAGGGAGUAUGGAUUUGGAAUUACAUGUAUUUACAAAAGUGACCUACUUACUGCUGGUGGAUUUGAUACCUCAAUUCAAGGCUGGGGUCUUGAGGAUGUAGACCUCUAUACUAAAGUGAUAACAUCAGGCUUGAAGGCUUUUAGAAGUCAAGAAGUAGGAGUUGUUCAUAUUUUUCACCCAGUUCAUUGUGACCCCAGUUUAGAUCCAAAACAAUACAAAAUGUGCUUAGGAUCCAAAGCAAGUACAUUUGCUUCAACCAUGCAGCUCGCUGAACUCUGGCUAGAGAAAUAUUUGGGUGUCAGAUACAAUCGAACUGUCUCCUGACAUCCCAACCCAUUUGGCCUUUUAAGGGGAGUUUACCUCAUUAUUUUUUUAUUUUGAUGUUGUGUUUUUAAACUCCCUUCUCUUUGUCUUCCAAAGACUGCUGACCUCAAACCAGAUGAGUCUGCUGUUCACUGAUGUUUCUUACACCUACUGAACUGAUUAGGUGAACUCUUUCAGAUUUCUUUUGUUUGAAAAUCAAUCAAACCAUGGCAAUCACACGAUCCCAUGGAGCACAUCCAUCACAAGAGACUACAUCAGAAGAAUAUUCUUUUUGGCUUUAGGAUGCAGUAUCAUCUUUGUUGCAUUUUUCAGACUUGAUGUGAUACAAAUAUUUAAAGUGAAGGUACCACAAAAGUGCUUUAUGCUUCUUCUGGGGAUGGAACUUUGUUAGAUAAACUUGAGUUUUAUAAUUUAUAUGAGGACUUAUAUGUAUAAACACUACUUUUCUUCAUCUUUAGAAUUUUUAAAGUAAGCGAAUAACUAUGAUUGUACCUUUAUUUUUAAAAAGGAAGAAAAACCGAGGAGUUGCUUGCAAAUGCAACUGGUACUGGCUACCAAGUUACCUUAAACUUCUUAUUAGAGUAACAAACUCCUCGAUGUUCUUCACUCUAAGUGUAAAUGAACUUUAUUUUCACAAGGAAAGGAAUUUAAUCUAAUCCUCAUAUACAUUUUAGGAGAUUUCUGAACCAAUGUCCUUCAUUUGCAGACAAGAAGCUAUGACAUAACAUGGUCAUUUAUGGUAAAGUGCAGGCAAACAACAUUCUUUUUUUGAAACAUAUAAGUUGGUGUUUCUUUUUAGAAUGGAUCUCUAAUAUGUAAUUUUCUUUUACAUUCCUCUCAUAAACUGCACUAGAUAGAGAGCGUUAGAAGUUAAAGCUGUAUCUUUUUUUUAUGUUUUCUGUGAAUAUUGGUACUCAGAAACAAUUUGUUGUUAAAAUUAAAGUAAUUGUAGGAUAAUUAUUUAAGUUUCAAAAUUUAUAAUUGCUGGUCAAAAUUCCUUGCCAAUAUAUUUAUAUUAGUGGAGGUUAUAAGACUGUGUUAAAAUCUAUCUCUCUGGACAGCCUGAUGUUGUCGUAUUACUGAUUUAUGGAGUAAAGUAUUUAAAAUGAUAUCAACUUAAGAAAUAAUGGAACCAACUUUUUGUAUUUUGAAGAAAUGUUUAUAUGGGGAUCUACAAAUGUGCAUGUGUGUG